Oppia nitens is the source of this 1579-nucleotide messenger RNA. Its product is annotated as sphingomyelin synthase-related protein 1-like. The transcript has 4 exons. The record is from RefSeq and is a predicted model, not a curated record. Bases 198 to 1523 code for a protein of 441 amino acids. Gene Ontology annotation, molecular function: sphingomyelin synthase activity; protein binding; ceramide cholinephosphotransferase activity. Gene Ontology annotation, biological process: ceramide biosynthetic process. Gene Ontology annotation, cellular component: endoplasmic reticulum membrane; Golgi membrane. Lineage: Eukaryota; Metazoa; Arthropoda; Arachnida; Sarcoptiformes; Oppiidae.
UGACUGACUGAUCAUACAAUUGGUUGCAUUUAAUUGUCACACAUUUAAUGAUAACAACUGAUAUCCGGAGGAAAUCCACAGUUUUUUUCGUUGUCUUUAAAUAUUAUAGUUAUUAUUAUUAUUAACCAAAAUUGUUGGCCAAAAAACACUUUCCCGAGAGAGAGAGAGAGAGAGAGAGAGAGAGAGAGAGAGAGAGGAUGAAUCUAAUGGACAAACCGGUAAACAAAUGGUCGGCCGAAGAUGUCGGCAAUUGGUUGUCGACAAACGGUUUCCAGCGCUAUGUCCAACAGUUUCGCGACGACCAUCAAAUCGAUGGCAUCUGUUUGCUAACCCUCACCGAAGAUGAUCUCCGCAGUCCACCGCUACUCAUACAAGUGUUGGGUGACAUCAAACGGUUGGGUAUUGCUCUGCGAUCGCUACAAGAAGCCAAUACCGAACUGGUAUUAUCGGUGAUCAGUCGGCCGCAGAUAUUGAGUUCGCUGGACAAGACCUAUAUGUGGCUAAAACAACGCCAACUGAUUGACUCAAAUUCAGAUCAUUCGCCAAAUCAUAACCAUCACCAUCACAACCAUCAUCACUUCCCGCUGACCGCUGAUCGGCUGCUGUUGACCACUGAGCCCGAACUGGUCGAGAUUAAACCCGAAUCGUGGAAGGCAUUGAUAGCAAUGAUCUACUUUUUUGCCGCCACUUGGAUAACGGCCAUCAUUAUGGUUAUAGUUCACGAUCGGGUACCCGAUAUGCAGACCUAUCCACCGCUACCCGACAUAUUCUUGGACAACAUACCGCUUAUUCCGCACGCCUUCGAUAUGUGCGAAGUUUGCGGUCUCGUCCUAUUCAUUACAUGGAUAGUGGUUCUCAUAUUUCAUAAACACAGGUUUGUUUUGUUGCGACGGAUGUUCUCAUUGUUUGGUUCAGUAUUUUUCCUGAGAUGUGUAACAAUGUUGAUAACCUCGCUAUCAGUUCCCGGUCGACAUCUACAAUGCAAAGCCAGGCCAUACGGCAGUUGGUUGGAGCGUCUUCAUCAGGCAUUUGUCAUCUGGCAGGGCGGCGGUAUGUCCAUACAGGGUGUCCGCACGUGCGGCGACUACAUGUUCAGUGGCCAUACUGUUGUCAUAACUUUACUCAACUUUUUCAUUACUGAAUACACUCCUCCGACCCUCUAUCUGGUCCAUACACUCUCAUGGGUUUUCAAUCUGUUCGGCAUAUUCUUCAUACUGGCCGCACACGAACACUACUCGAUCGAUGUUUUCAUUGCAUUCUACAUCUCUACCCGAUUAUUCCUCUACUAUCAUUCGCUGGCCAACAAUCAGGCACUGUAUCAAAACGAUCGCAAACGUACCCGCAUUUGGUUUCCAUUGUUCUACUUUUUCGAGUCGGGCGUCCAAGACAUCGUACCCAAUGUCUACGACAAUCCGUUUGUUUCCCGUAGAAACUGGAACUACAAUCCAAGUAGUGUUUGCUUGUUCUUCAAGAAAUUGUUGCCAAAUAAUAUAUUCACCAAAAAUAGUGAAAAACAGUUAUAAAAUUAUUUUAUUUUAUUUUUUUGAUUAAUUAAUUAGUUAAUUGAUUGAUUGAAAUU